CCCAUGGACGGAAUGGCAGUAGUAGUCUUGACCUUAUUCAUCAAUUCACGGAUGGUCAAGGAUGGAGGAGAAUGGCCAGGUGAGUCUACAGUACGAUCUGACAUUCUUAUGCCGAUAGAAAUGAUCUUCACUGUUGAUCAGAGGGUUCGGGAUGAUAUACAUCAUGCUACUGACACUUAUCACAAACUGGCUUCCAACUAUGAAGUAGUGUAUAGUACUUACAAACUUUUUGGCAAAGACUUCAUGAAGGAACACAAGAUGCAUCCAGAUGCAACAAUACAGCUAGCUCUCCAGCUAGCCUACUAUACAGCGUUCGAUAAACCUGGUGCAGCAUAUGAAACAGCAACAACUCGUCAAUUCUACCAUGGACGAACAGACACAAUGAGAUCUUGUUCCAUGGAAGCUAUUGAUUGGUGUAAAGCUAUGCUGGACAGUCAGGCAGAUCCCACACACCAGCGAUCUCUACUGAGGAAAGCCCAUGACAAGCAUCUCACCCUGAUGGCCGAAGCUGCCAGUGGUCAAGGCAUUGACCGCCAUCUUCUUGGCCUCUACAUCCUGUCUCAAGAAAUGGGAUUGCCCAUACCAGACCUGUUCAUGGAUAAGGCUUUCGUUCUCAGUGGAGGAGGGGGUAACUUUCCGCUGUCUACCAGUACAUUAGGCUACACACCAGGGGUUGCAGCCAUGUCCCCUAUGAGACAGGAUGGGUACAUGUGCUGCUAUACCAUUGGCAAAGAGCAGCUCGAGUUCACUGUGAGUUCCUUCAAGAGCUGUGCUGAGACCAAUCCUAACCUAUUCUUCCGCCAAAUCACCCUCGCCCUCAACAAAAUGGCGAACCUACUCCUAUCUGCCAAACUUUAAAAUCAACAGAAAUAUUUGACAUCAGAAUUGAAAUUCCUAAUGUCUUAUGAUUAUUGUACUGUUAUAUAAUUAUCUUAAGUUGAUUGCGCAGAUUGUUGGUUGGAGAUGAACUAAAAUAAUUUAAUUUCAUGACAUCAAAUUCAGAAAGAAUUAUGAUAGCCAUCCGUUGCACGAACACACAUGCAUAGUCACACACGCGUGCACAAAAUAAAAAUGGAAAUUCCCAUAAAACUUGCGAUGAAGAAACAAAAUUUCCAGUGUGCUUUUUAUAAAUCAAAGUGAUUUAUCCGAUAUGCCCUUGAACAAAAUUAAUUUUCUUGUAUUGUUAUGUUAUUAUUCGUUGGUAUCUUGGCAAUAAUUACCGGUAUUGCAGGAAAAGAAUCUUUUGUUAUAGAGCUGACAACUACAGACCUUUCAUGGUUAUGAAAUAAUAUAUGUAAUCUUUAAUAAUAUAGAUUACAUAUAUUAAUAAUAUAUGUAAUUGAAUUGAAUUGAAUGUUUCUAUGCUGUGGUGUGGUAAUUCAUUUAUUUGACUUUCAGUCGAGUGUUUAAGGGUUCCAGCCAAAGUCUUUUGGAAGGCAUUAAUCUUAAUUUGCCACUCUCCACCCAGGCGUAGGGUAAAGGCAACAUGGUAGGAACAACAAAUCACUGACAUCCCAAGAGCCUUGGUGUAAAAGCGUGGCUAAAUUUACUACUUUAGUUAGGGUUAUAAAUAAAGCUGGUCUAUGAUGGAUUUUUCUUUUUUGAAUGCAAUGUGAACAUUUAAAUGUGCUUUGUUUUACUUUAAAUAUUAUAGCUUUCAUCAAGAAUACGUCAUGUAUUAAAAGCGGUUGGCAGCUGGAAAUAUAAUUGAUCAAUUUUGUUUAUAUUUUGAAAUUGAAAAGGCUUUAAUGGAAAUAUUCCAUCCUGUUUUCCCGAAUUCAUGGAUUGACAGUUCGCUGACUUACACUAGUUUAUCUUCUUUUACAUACUACGGAAAGUCAAUCUAAUUGCUGAAUACCAAAUCAUAUUCGUUGUGAUCAUUAUUUUUCGCUCACGGUUGAUCAUAAUUUCACUCGUAUACUAGGUCCAUAAUUUUUUCCUAAUAUAUAGUAAACUAUACCCCAGAUUCCAUACGCAAGAUUAUGAAUAUCUUCAAUGUAUUAUGAUGUAUAUCUUGUUUAUCUUCUUUUGAUAUUUGUUUAAGGAAAGUAAAUCUAAUUGCUAAAGAUCAAAUGGUAUUCGUUGUGAUCAUUUUCGCUCAAGGUUGAUCAUAUUUCACUCGUAUUCUAGGUCCAUAAAUUAUUCCUAAUAUAUAGUGAACUACCCCAGAUUCCAU
Messenger RNA from Strongylocentrotus purpuratus (purple sea urchin), 2176 nucleotides. RefSeq names its product peroxisomal carnitine O-octanoyltransferase-like. The coding region runs from base 4 to 858 and encodes 284 amino acids. The record is from RefSeq and is a predicted model, not a curated record. Lineage: Eukaryota; Metazoa; Echinodermata; Echinoidea; Camarodonta; Strongylocentrotidae. The transcript has 7 exons. Gene Ontology annotation, molecular function: carnitine O-octanoyltransferase activity. Gene Ontology annotation, cellular component: peroxisome.